UGCCCAGGUGUGUGAUGGUCCCAGGGCCUCCUGAUUCUCUCUGGCUGGGGCUGGCACCAAUGCACAGGCCCAUGUGCCCGGCGCUGCGCUCGCUGGGACUGGCUGUGGGGGUGGCGCUGGGCAGGAAAGGCGCCAUGUGGGCCGGGUGCGCCAGCAUCAUGGGCUGGUUCCUUUUCAUCCAGACAGUGCCCGGGGUGGCAGGUGGUCGUCCCUGCAGCCCCCAGUAUUUUGGCCAUGGCUUGAUGGCGUGUGAGUGCAACGCCACCUAUUGUGACACGCUGGACCCCGUUGUCGUCCCGGCCCUGGGCAUGUAUGCCAAGUAUGAGAGCAGCAAGUCGGGCAAGCGGCUGGAGCGCAGCGAGGGGAGGUUCCAGAGCGACUCCACGGCCCCAGAUCUGUUGCUGAAGCUGGACACGGCGCAGCGGUACCAGAAAGUGAAGGGCUUUGGCGGCUCCGUCACAGACUCGGCUGCGAUGAACAUCCUGUCCCUGUCCAAGGAAACCCAACGCCACCUGCUCGCAUCCUACUUCACGGAGGAAGGGAUCGAGUACAACCUGCUCCGCAUCCCCAUGGCCAGCUGUGACUUCUCCACCCACCCCUACAGCUAUGACGACAUCCCAGACGACUACCAGCUCCUCAACUUUGGCCUGAAGGAUGAGGAUACAAAGCUGAAAAUCCCCAUUCUCCACCGAGCCAUGGCCUUGUCCAAGAAGCCGCUGUCCCUGGUCGCCAGUCCCUGGUCAUCACCGGUCUGGAUGAAAACCAACGGGGAGAUGAAGGGGAAGGGAAGUCUGAAGGGGAAGCCGGGGGACAAGUAUCACAAGACCUGGGCCAACUACUUCAUCAGGUUCCUGGACGAAUACUCCAAGCACAACCUGACGUUCUGGGCGGUGACGGCGCAGAAUGAGCCCACGGCUGGGCUGAUCAACAACUACCCCUUCCAAUGCCUGGGCUUCACUGCCGAGCACCAGCGGGACUUCAUCGCCCAGGACCUGGGCCCGGCGCUGGCCAACAGCUCGCACAAGGGCAUCCGGCUCAUCAUGCUGGACGACAACAGAGUGCUGCUUCCGCACUGGGCCAAAGUGGUGCUGGGUGACCCAAACGCUGCUCGCUACGUCCAUGGCAUCGGCGUCCACUGGUACCUGGAUUUCAUCGCUCCCAUAGCGGACACCCUGUUACCAACCCAUGACCUCUUCCCUGAUUACUUCAUCUUGGCCACAGAGGCCUGCACUGGGUCCCACUUCUGGGAGAGGGACGUUAUCCUGGGCUGCUGGGAUCGGGGGAACCAGUACAGCUACAGCAUCCUGACGAACCUGAACAACUUCGUCACCGGCUGGAUCGACUGGAACCUGGCCCUGGACCUGGAGGGGGGGCCCAACUGGGUCCAGAACUUGGUGGACAGCCCGGUCAUCGUGGACAGGAAAAAGGAUCUCUUCUACAAGCAGCCCAUGUUCUACCACAUGGCACAUUUCAGCAAGUUCGUCCCCGAGGGCUCCCAGCGCGUUGGGCUGGUUGUCUCCAAGAAGAGCUGCAAGUGCAGCGUGGAGUACGCAGCCUUCCUGCGCCCGGAUGGCGCCGCCGUGCUCGUGGUCCUGAACAGGUACUCCACGGACGUGCCGUUCAGGAUCUCCGACCCAGACGUUGGCUUCAUUGAGGCUGUGGCUCCAGCUGACUCCAUCCAGACCUACCUGUGGAGACGGCAGUGA
Emys orbicularis (European pond turtle) is the source of this 1706-nucleotide messenger RNA. RefSeq names its product glucosylceramidase beta 1 (gene GBA1). Gene Ontology annotation, molecular function: glucosylceramidase activity. Bases 15 to 1706 code for a protein of 563 amino acids. NCBI's taxonomy places the organism in Eukaryota, Metazoa, Chordata, Testudines, Emydidae. Gene Ontology annotation, biological process: glucosylceramide catabolic process. The record is from RefSeq and is a predicted model, not a curated record. The transcript has 11 exons.